Molecule: messenger RNA, 8723 nt
Organism: Gryllus bimaculatus (two-spotted cricket)
Lineage: Eukaryota; Metazoa; Arthropoda; Insecta; Orthoptera; Gryllidae
Source: the annotation of a GenBank genome assembly
AAAUAUGAAAGCGCGUAUUAUUGAAAUAUUCUAGUACACAUAAAUUUUAAGCGAAAAAAAACUGAAACUGAAAGGAUGGCACUAAACUGUAUAGAAAAUGGUGUGCAUCUGCUGAUUACAAAUCAAUUAUGUAGGAAACUAUUUUCUGGCUUAGUAUCUCGCGGAUGAAUAUCUCAGUUCCAGUAUUUAAGCGGAUGACGACCUACUUUCUCCGCCUCUUUCUCAUACUGAGUAGGGUUUGUUCACGUGAGGUUGUGUCUCCUGUAAAAUAGGUUACACAACCCACUUCUAUUUCGUGAAAUAACUUUUUAAAAUCCAAAAAAAUUAUAAAAUUUUGAAAAACUCCAAAAAAAUAGUAAAAGUUUCAAAAAGCCAGAAACAAGUUGACAAGUGUGUGCGUGUGUAAUCGUGACCAUACAACGUGGGCAUCUUCGAAGAAUCUGUGCUGCCAUUUUCAAAGAAAAGGAGGGAAGCUGCAGUGUUUCUUCAUUUCGGUGGAUUCUGUGUUCUUGUAUUAGUGUAAUUCAAACGUAAUAAUGAAUCCAGGCGGUCCGAAUUAUCCUAUGGCCUCGCUGUAUGUUGGCGACUUACACCAAGACGUGACGGAGGCCAUGCUGUUUGAAAAAUUUUCAACUGCUGGUCCUGUGCUUUCUAUCCGCGUAUGCAGGGAUAUGAUUACUCGCCGGUCCUUAGGAUACGCAUACGUCAACUUCCAACAACCAGCUGAUGCUGAACGAGCUUUAGACACCAUGAAUUUUGACAUGAUCAAGGGGCGGCCCAUUCGAAUCAUGUGGUCUCAGCGAGAUCCAUCGUUGCGCAAGUCUGGUGUUGGCAAUGUAUUCAUAAAAAAUCUUGACAAGAGUAUUGAUAAUAAAGCAAUGUACGACACUUUCUCAGCUUUUGGCAAUAUCUUGAGUUGCAAGGUAGCUCAAGAUGAGAAUGGUGUUUCAAAAGGUUAUGGAUUUGUCCAUUUUGAGACUGAAGAGGCUGCAACAAAAUCCAUUGAAAAAGUAAACGGUAUGUUGCUUAAUGGCAAGAAAGUCUUUGUUGGAAAAUUUGUCCCACGCAAGGAGCGCGAGAAGGAGUUGGGUGAGAAGGCCAAGCUCUUCACUAAUGUUUAUGUGAAGAACUUCGGUGAAGAUUUCAAUGAUGAUACUUUGAAAAAGAUGUUCGAAAAAUAUGGUCGCAUUACCAGUCAUAAGGUAAUGGCUAAAGACGAUGGGAAAUCUCGUGGAUUUGGAUUUGUUGCAUUCGAAGAGCCAGAAGAUGCUGAAAGAGCUGUCGAUGAUCUGAAUGGAAAAGAGUUGAUUGAUGGCAAACCACUUUACGUGGGAAGAGCUCAAAAGAAGGCAGAAAGACAGCAAGAACUGAAACGAAAAUUUGAACAAUUAAAAAUAGAACGCCUGAAUCGCUACCAGGGUGUUAAUUUAUACGUCAAGAAUUUGGAUGAUACCAUUGAUGAUGAACGUCUUCGCAAGGAAUUUUCACCAUUCGGAACUAUAACUAGUGCUAAGGUAAUGAUGGAAGAAGGCCGCAGUAAAGGCUUUGGUUUUGUUUGCUUUUCUUCUCCUGAAGAAGCAACUAAAGCUGUUACAGAAAUGAAUGGCCGCAUUGUGGGCACAAAGCCAUUGUAUGUUGCCUUAGCACAGCGCAAAGAAGAUCGCAAGGCACAUUUGGCUUCUCAGUACAUGCAGCGCAUGGCAAAUAUGCGUAUGCAACAAAUGGGUCAAAUUUUCCAACCAGGCGGUGCUGGAGGCUAUUUUGUACCCACACUCCCGCAACCCCAGAGGUUCUAUGGACCAGCUCAGAUGGCUCAGAUUCGAGCUACUCCACGAUGGACCGCUCAGCCACAAGUACGGCCCAAUGCUCAGGGAGGUGCCACUGCUUUCACAAACAUGCAGGGACCUUUCCGACAACAACCUGUUGGAGCGGCCAAUAUCCAGGGCCGCCCGAUGGGAGCUCCUACAGUCUCUGUCUCAGCUCAAGGUCGUCCAGCCAACUACAAAUACACCGCAAACAUGCGCAAUCCUCCUCAACCAUUGCCGGUGGCUCAGCAACCUCCUGUACAGCAGGCUGUACACAUCCAAGGGCAGGAGCCUUUGACUGCUUCAAUGCUGGCUGCUGCCCCUCCUCAAGAGCAAAAGCAGAUGCUGGGUGAACGGCUGUUCCCUCUCAUUCAGCGCAUGUAUCCUGAGCUGGCUGGAAAAAUAACUGGAAUGUUGCUAGAAAUCGACAACUCUGAACUCCUGCACAUGUUGGAACACCAUGAGUCCCUGAAGGCAAAGGUUGAGGAGGCUGUGGCUGUCUUGCAGGCUCACCAGGCCAAACAGGCUGCUUCUCAGGGCAAGAAAGAAUAAGUUCUUCCAGAUGAAUGGCCUGCGUUAAACCAUCAAAUCUCGAGGCCAGCUGUCUUCGUGGGUCUGAGAAAUAGGCCGUUGUUGGGCCAAUUCUUACUUCAUUUUGGCUAGCUUUUUUUUAUUGGCUCUUAAAGUUUGCGAAAUUCAAUUAGAAAUGGAUAACUGAAUUGUCCUUUUUUUAUUUAUUUGGCUGAAACCAUUCAAUUUGGUUAGGGAAUAGCAAAAAACAAUUUAAGAGUUGCCCAACAAUGUCUAUUAUCAUGCCAUUAAGAAAUAUGACCUGUGUUGUACACGGGGAAACAUGGGAUCAGACAACUAUUGAUAUUGCCCACCAUUUUGAUAUGCAGCGUUCUUUAUUUUUUUAAUUUUUGCUCCUUUCAAAAACUCGUUUGCAUUUCUGGAUAAGAGUUAAGUUUUAAUGCCGUUCUGGUACACAUACAAUUUUAAAUGGUGUACGUUAAUGAUAAAUACUGAAUUUUUUUUUUAAUGUUUCCAUUUGUUAUCUUCGGUUUUAUAAUACGAAUUUUGGUGAGGAAUCUGUCGUGGCCUAAACCUCAUCCAAUUAUAACAUAAAAAAAUUGUUUUUAGACGCGCGUUCCACAUCCAAAAUGGGAACUUUGUGUGGCAAAAAGCUUUUGCUCCUUAAUUGGAAACUAUAAAAAUAGAAAUUUGAGUAACAAUUCACCCAGCAAAAUAUUCUUUAAAAAUUGUAUAAAAAAAGGAAAAUGUGUCGCCCGACACACAAAAUAAGAACAGGAAAUAGCUAAAAACGUGAUGUUACAUCAAAACAAGAACUACCUGUAACGAAAUAAAUGAUACACUAGUAUUAAAUAUUGGGGUUCCAAAAAAAAGAAGAAAAAAAAUAAUGCACCUUUUCAUUAAAUAUUGUGUAUGAAAUCUUGUUCUUUAAUGGGAUAAAUCUGAGGGUUUAUGGAUAAAAAUUCUUCAUUUUGGAGUGUGUGGUUUUUUUGUUCUUGACAUUCCUUCCCUGACCUACGUGGAUAACCUCUCCUUUCCUUAACCUUAUCCUCACAUUCCCUUAACAUAAUGUACUGUGAAAUUGUUUAGAGGUGUAGUAAUGUAUGCUGCAUUUCCUUUUGUAAUUUGUGAAUUUUGCCCUUAUCUUGUAUUAAAUGUAUUUACUGCAGCAAAUUGAUGUGACACCAAUCUUGUUUUAUUUUGAAUCGGUUCAUAUAAUUGGGCAAUGUUCUUUAGUAUGAUAGAAGGGGAUAUUUUACUUCUGUACAUUUUUCUCACCCUUGAUAUUGUUUAUGAAAACAGCACCACUUUAAGUUCAUGUUUAGGGUAACUACCUAGGUAUGUCCGGAAGCUAUUGCUACAUGUUAAAUGAAAGUGCUUUUCAACCUGAUGAGUGUUUCCUGUACAUGAAAGAUGAGGGGUACAAAGGCAGUGGUUAAGAAAAUAUGUUCAAAGUAAAAACCACAUGCUUAGGCGAAGAAAUUCUGUUUUAUUUAGUCAGUGCAUGGUUUUCAGAGGUGGGAGAAAUGUAGAUGAGUGCCCCAAUCAACUUCUUAGUAAAAGGCCUUUUUUUUUUUUUCUCUGCUCCCUAUUUUUUUGUUUCUAGUUUUUCAAUGAUAGAGGAAUACAAACUAACAAAGAUGGGUGAGGAACAACACAUUUUCCACUAACUCUUGUAAUAUUUCUGAUGUCCUCUUACCAGAUUGUUUGUGUGUAUUGGUAGAUGUCCUGUGGACAGUGUUUCCUCUGCUUGUACGUUAGCUGUUUCUCUGUAUAUUUCUGUAGGGACAUAGGAAUAUGCUGUUCCAGAAUGUGAGCAGGGGUGGUGGAUAAUGGCUUUUGACUUAAAUUUUGUGGAGUGGAGAAUUAUUUUUAUCUAAGACUUUGGGAAGAACUUUGUAUUGUGAUGUGUUGGGGCAAGGUGGACUUUUUUUUUUACAAUGUGGAUCUAUAUGCUUUUACCCCACUUGAAGGCUGUGUUCACAAAGUUAUUUGCCAUUUGUGGUUGUUUCUCUUCCUCCCUGUUGUAAUGAAACUGGUUAUUAUUUUGACAUGCCUCCUUAUCCUGUUGAAUUUUCUGUGUAGGAUUAACCAUGAAAAGUUUGCGAGAAGAGAGGAUUUUUUAUGAAAUAAUUCAUUAAUGUGGGUGUGUAUUGCAUCUUGCAAAACUUAAAAAAGUUUGGAUGCAAAUGAGAAGAGACUAUAUGCACAAGGUUAAUUUUUUUUUUUACUUUAGUUUCUUCUGUCAUUCCAAACUUUUGGUCAUAGUAUAAUGUGUUAUGUUUCUGGGAAUGAGUUAUUUUACUUUGUAUGGCUUCACGGGAAUAAAGCGAUAUUCACUUGUGGAUUUGGGAUCUUUUUAUCAGUGAUAAAUUGCUUAUAAUUGACAGUUACGUUGAUAAAUGCUUCCUAGAACCCUUCUUAGACUUGGUUUAGAAAUGGUGACUAGUUUUUCUUGUGGACUUUGCUAAUAAGUUUGUGGCUUGAACACAGCAUUGUUGUAUACAAAGUUAAUAGAUGCUAGUAUGUUGAACUAAUUGUCAAAAGGAAAAUUGAAUUGAUUGGUUUUUAUCAACCAAACAAGUAAGUGUGGUAGAUGCAAUGUAACUACUAUCAAAUCUUAUGCAGUAACAAUGUUGAACUUCUGUAACUGUCUUGUUGGGCUAAACAUGGUUUCUUUUUUUUAUUAAGCUGUUUAAAACGUUGCAAAAUCUUCAAAAUAUUUUACCACUCUUCAGUGAUAUAUAUUUUUCUGUUAUUUGUUUAAUUCCAUACAUCAAUUAGGAUAUUGAAUUUUUUAUUCCGACACUAUUUAUGUUUUGUUUUAUCAGUUACAGGACAGCAUUGUGGCCAAAUUUUUACUAAUAAUACAUAUGAAAAAUUAAAAAUUUAUUUUAUAAUGUACAAGUCAGUGAGAACUCUAGAAUAUGAACUAAUAUUUACCCAUCACACAAAAUCUUUUAGGAAUUUUAUGUUAGUAUUAUUUUACCUUUUAUAUAUUGUUACCAGUAUCACCAUUGGCCAAUUUAUAUAAUCUCUGAAUUCUAUGAAGUUGUCAAGUAGGCAAAGGUAUAAUUGGAUGACUUUUAUUUAAAAGGUACUAAGCACCAUUUCUGAGACAUACACAAAUUUGAACUCGUCAGAUCCAGAAGUAUAUUGUGUUAAAAGAUCCAAGAGGUGUCUAGGCUUUGCUGUCAGAUGUGUGUGGUUGAACAAACUAUUGAAGAGUGGUCAAUUUUGUUUUCUUUCUAUAGAACCAAGUGAUAUUUGGUAAUUGAUUCUUGUUUUCAAAAAAUAUUGAGUGUUUUUGUAGAAAGGGAACCAAGCAUUGUUUUUAUUAUCUCAGAGAAAUAUGCACAGCUAACAAAUGACUAUUCACCAUUUUUUACUGAUCUCUUGUACAUGACUAGGAAAAUAUUUGAGAAAGCCUUGUAAAUAACAAUUUGAGCGAAUGCAGCUCAACAAAAUUAUAUCUGCUUAACUAACUACUGAGGAACAUGCAGAAUAGGAGUAUAUUGAAUUUCUCAAGAUCAAAUUCAGUAGGUCAAAGAUCAUGUUAAUCAUGAUCAUCUUGACUACUGUCAAGAGGGUGGUGAUAGAAGUUAUGUCCACAGAAUAAUGGGCCAAAAAUGUACGACAGCAAGUUUUUGUUGCUACAGAAAGAACCUUCGCACAUUUUAAUAUAAAAAGAAAAAUGUUGAAGGUAACAGUAAACAUUAUUUUAAUUCCAAUAUGAACAGAAAUGAGAUUCCUGACAAGGAACAAAUUGAGAAUGCGUUAAAUGUGUGGUAGUUACAAAGAGGACAUUGCCGUGACCAAGAAUUUUAACAAAUGUUAUAAUGUUAUAUUUUCCAGAGACAAAUUUAAAUACUUGGUGCAUUCAAAAUGAUUGGCGCAACAAUUCUAUUGUGUUCACAGAAACUACUUACUGAACAAACGAGUACAGAUUAUAAUUAUUACAAGUAUUCUGCCUACACACUUGUGUUGUUCUGGCAACUUCCUUAUUCACCAUUCAUUGGCAGUUCCAUGGCUCCAUUGUUGGACAACUGCUUGAAGUUUGUCAUUGGUGAUCAACUUCUUUCCCUGGAGGAGCUCUCAAUGCAUUGAAUAGAGCAUAGUUGUUAGGAACCAAAUCCAGCAUGUAUGGCAGAUUUGGCAGCACGAACCCCUGUUCAGCCAGGAUGGCCAUGGUCUUGGCAACUGGCAUGUGGUCGCACUUUGUCUUGUUAGAGCAGAAUGCCAUGCCCCCUUUUUCUGCAGUGGCCCUUUUGAAUGUGUCUUGGGAGUUUGGUGCAGUGACUGCAGUACCGAUCAUUGUUGACGGUCAUAUUGGGAGUGAGCCAGUCCACCAGAAUUAUCCCAUCCUGAUCCCAGGACACAGUCCCCAUUUGUUUGUGAAUGACCCAGACUGCCUUGGGACGAGGGCUCCCAUAUUCUUUCAUUCCAUACACUGGUAUUCCUUUUUUGGAAUUUCAUUGAACCAUGACUUGUUGACAGUGAUCAGACGUCAAAAGAACUUCGCUGGAUCUGCAUUGUACUGUUGAACCAAAUAUUGGCACAUCUCCACAUGCUUCUAUUUCUGCACAGAGGUGAGGGUGUGGUUACUCAUUGUGUGCAUCAUCUUUAAGUCCUCAUGAAUUGUGUGCAGGAUUGCCAGUUAACAGCCUGUUGCCUUCUCUAAUUCACCAGAUGUGAUUUACCUGUUUGACAUUAUCAAGACAUUGACACACUGGGUUUUGUUUGGUUGGAAUGCAUUUGCUGGAUGCCCAGUGCUUUUUCUUUUUUAAGGCAACUCCUGCAGUCUUUAAAUCUGAUCCCCCAAAGAAGCACAGAUCUGCAUCAUGGUGAAGCCUCUCUACACAUGCUUACUAACCUGUUGUGGAUGUUUGAAACAGUCACACCUUCCCUCCAGAGAAACCACACUGGUCACCGUUGCCCACCGUUGCUUUCAUGUUGAAUCAUUGAUAUCCACUAGUGGACUGACAGACGGGAACAAUUUCUGCUGCAAUGAGCUUCCUAGUAGGCACUGUAGGAUGAGAUGCCCAGGAAGUGGCUUCCUACUUGUGAAAGCACAUUCUUCCAAUUGUUGAGAGAAACAUGAUGGAUCUUAUCUUAUGGUGUGACUUGUGAGUGUGUCAGAACUGAAACAAAAAUGAAAGGACUAUGAUUACAUUGUUUGACAAUUGACAGUGAUUUCCAUGAUGAAGUAUGUCAUUUCAAGAUACUGUUUUCUUUCAAAUAAUUCUAAUUUGGUAAUGUAGAAUCUGCCCUCAUUAACUAACUGCAAUUAAGGUGAUGGAAGGAAGUCUCAAAAGAGAUGGUAAUUGUGUUGCACAUACUGAAGAGCAAGUUCAAAGAGCCUAAGGGAAAAAUAUUGCUCACUGUUAGGAUGAUGGGCUUUGAGGGUAACAAAAUCAACUGACUGGCAAUUCAUGUAAUUAAACUUAAAAGAAGCAAAAACCAUUUGUACUUCAGAUGAAAACUAGUCAUUUCCUAGCAAAUUUUAUUCAGUUAGAUAUUAAGAAAAGUCCAUGAAGCCAAUCAGACAUAUUUAAUGUGUGUUGAUUUCCUUAUGGUGGGAACGAAAGACAAUAUGCAAGGAAAUGCCUUAAGAUAACAGAUGUGUUUGUCACCUCAUACCUAAAAAUGAAACUUAUUGACUUCAAAAAUGAGGACUUCUAACACAAAACUUGAUUUGAUCAUAGACGUUGAGGAUUACAUAUUCAGGUUUGGAAUGGUUGUUGACUUAACAGCAGAAUAAAAUGAAUGAAUGGAAUGAUGUUUUGAAUCUUGUGCACAUUCUUGUAUAUAAUACUUUGGCUCUGGCAAACUUCAAUAUAAAUUGAAAUAUAAUAUAUAUUCAAAGAACCAACUACCAUUUUUAAUUAUGAACUUGUUAAGAGGGGGUAAUUUUAAUGGAAUAUGUAAUUGUAAAACAGUUUUAAUAUGUAGGCCUACCUGAGGCUACCCUUACACAUUUUUCCGUAAAAAGGGAGUUUCUCAUUUUGUUAAUGCUGACAACUUCAAACAGCUUCUUUUUCUGCAAGAUAUGGUGCUUAGUUACUUUUAAAUAAAACCCAUCCUAUUAACUCAAUGUUUAGAUGCCAGUGGGCAGCUUGGAGGAAAAGCCUAAAGCAGCACUUUUAAUAACAAAAAGCAGACCUCAGGUUGAUAGUAAACACAAUAUUUCAGUGUUCUCAUGUAUGUAACACGGAUUAGGAAAACCCACUGUGCCUGCCACAAAAGACAGGGGCAAGACAAAUAAUAGGGUGUUUGAUAAAAUACAUCAAUAAAAUUUCAUUUCAUGAACUUUUGUGGUUAUCAUCUUCAUCCAUAGAAGUAAUGUCCCAGGCCAGUGCAAUGAUAAUGCAAGGGUCCAGGCCCAGG